AUGCGUUCUUACAGUACCACUGUUUUAGCACAGUUGUUUGGCUUCCUAGCCAUCAUCCUCUUGCUUGUUUGGUUGCUACAUUACCGCGAGGGGAUUGAAUAUGAUUCUGAGGAUGCACUUCGCGUUUUUAAUGUUCACCCUUUUUUGAUGUUCUGCGGGUUCAUUUUCCUUGCUGGUCAAGCAAUACUGGCAUACCAGACUGUACCAGGCGACCAUCAAACACAGAAGAUGGUUCACAUGACACUUCAUUUCAUUGCUAUAAUUCUUGGGAUUGUUGGUAUAUGUGCCGUUUUCAAGUUCCAUAAUAUGGUGAACUUGGUGAAUGUUUACAGCCUCCAUUCAUGGAUUGGCAUUGGCACCUUCUGCCUGUUUGGCUUGCAGUGGCUUUUUGGACUCGUCUUCAUGCUUCAAAGAUCUCCACAAUCAAGGGCUGCUGCGGUGGCUCCAAUAUGGCACAUAUCUGGUGGUAGAGCACUAUUUUACAUGGCAAUUGCUGCUGCACUUACAGGUUUAAUGGAGAGGUAUACUAUGUUAAGACUACAACCACACCAGAGUGAAUCUCAUUUGAUCAACUUCACGGGUCUAGCAAUUCUCUUGUUUGGAGUUUUUGUGGAAAUGUCAGUUGGUCUGGCCCAUAUCCUUAAUGCUGAAUGA
Messenger RNA from Gastrolobium bilobum, 654 nucleotides. Its product is annotated as probable transmembrane ascorbate ferrireductase 3. The coding region runs from base 1 to 654 and encodes 217 amino acids. The transcript is spliced from 5 exons. The record is from RefSeq and is a predicted model, not a curated record. NCBI's taxonomy places the organism in Eukaryota, Viridiplantae, Streptophyta, Magnoliopsida, Fabales, Fabaceae. Gene Ontology annotation, molecular function: oxidoreductase activity.